Molecule: messenger RNA, 9194 nt
Organism: Pogoniulus pusillus (Red-fronted tinkerbird)
Lineage: Eukaryota; Metazoa; Chordata; Aves; Piciformes; Lybiidae
Gene: PBRM1
Product: polybromo 1
Exons: 32
Coding region: 220-5349 (1709 amino acids)
Biological process (GO): chromatin remodeling; transcription elongation by RNA polymerase II
Cellular component (GO): SWI/SNF complex; RSC-type complex
Molecular function (GO): chromatin binding; protein binding
Source: RefSeq, a predicted model, not a curated record
GUUUUGCGGCAGCGGCGCGCUCGGCGGCACGGAGCGGCGGCGGCAUAGGCACAAACGGCAGCGGCAGCGGUGGCGGGGCGGGCGGCAGAGGACGAGCGUGGCCGCGGCUGCCGAAGGCGGAGCGGAGCUGGCUGGUUUUGCCUGUACUAACACCAUUGCUGGUUUGCUACUCUUAGAGUGUUACCUUCUCCCAGUAUCUGUACUUGACCAUCAGACACUAUGAGGAGACUGGCAUUUCGAGGUGCUGGUUGUACUCUGAAGAAGUUGGAUUCCAUGGGUUCCAAGAGGCGAAGAGCUACCUCACCUUCCAGCAGCGUCAGUGGAGGAGACUUUGACGACAGCCACCACUCCACAAAUAUACCAGGCCCAAGCAGAAAGAGGAGGAGACUUUCCAAUCUCCCAACUGUAGAUCCUAUUGCUGUAUGCCAUGAACUUUACAACACUAUCAGAGAUUACAAAGAUGAACAGGGCAGGCUCCUUUGUGAGCUUUUCAUUAGGGCACCGAAAAGAAGAAACCAGCCAGAUUAUUAUGAAGUGGUUUCUCAGCCAAUUGAUUUGAUGAAAAUCCAACAAAAGCUAAAGAUGGAGGAAUACGAUGAUGUGAACGUGCUGACUGCUGAUUUUCAACUUCUCUUUAACAAUGCGAAGGCUUACUAUAAGCCUGAUUCUCCAGAGUAUAAAGCUGCCUGCAAAUUAUGGGAGUUGUAUUUGCGCACAAAGAAUGAAUUUGUUCAAAAAGGUGAUGCUGAGGAGGAAGAUGAGGAUGAGGAAGGACAUGACAAUCAAGGCACAAAUUCUGAAUUAUCAUCUCCAGGUUACCUGAAGGAAAUUCUUGAACAGCUUCUUGAAGCUGUAGCUGUUGCCACAAACCCAUCAGGACGCCUCAUAAGUGAAUUGUUUCAGAAGCUUCCCUCUAAAGUGCAAUAUCCAGAUUAUUAUGCAAUAAUAAAAGAGCCUAUAGAUCUUAAAACUAUUGCCCAAAGGAUACAGAAUGGAACUUAUAAAAGCAUUCAUGCAAUGGCCAAGGAUAUUGAUCUUCUGGCAAAGAAUGCCAAAACCUACAAUGAGCCUGGAUCACAAGUAUUCAAGGAUGCAAAUGCAAUUAAAAAGAUAUUUAAUAUGAAAAAGGCUGAAAUUGAACACAGUGAGUUAGCCAAGUCAAGCCUCCGAAUCAGGACUCCAUCAAAUUUGACUGCUUCCAAGCUGACAGGUCCCUCCUCACAGGGUAAAGGCAGUGUUGGUGAUGAGAGAAAUUCUUCUAACAAAUAUUACCGUAACAAAAGAUCAGCCCAAGGGGAUCGUUUAUCAGCAAUAACCAUGGCAUUGCAAUAUGGAUCAGAAAGUGAUGAGGAUGCAGCUUUGGCUGCUGCUGCUCGUUAUGAAGAGGGAGAAUCUGAAGCUGAGAGCAUUACUUCCUUUAUGGACACUUCUAAUCCUCUUUAUCAGCUUUAUGACACAGUUAGAAGUUGCCGAAAUAAUCAGGGCCAGCUCAUAUCUGAACCGUUUUUCCACUUACCCUCUAAGAAAAAGUAUCCUGAUUACUAUCAGCAGAUUAAAGCACCUAUUUCAUUGCAGCAGAUCAGAACCAAACUGAAGAACCAUGAAUAUGAAACCUUAGAUCAGUUGGAGGCUGAUCUGAACUUGAUGUUUGAAAAUGCCAAGCGCUACAAUGUUCCCAAUUCUGCCAUCUAUAAAAGAGUACUGAAAAUGCAGCAGGUUAUGCAGGCAAAGAAGAAGGAGCUUGCUCGGAGAGAUGAUAUCGAGGAUGGGGAUAGCAUGAUUUCUUCCGCUACAUCUGAUACUGGAAGCUCAAAAAGGAAAAGUAAAAAGAAUAUACGAAAGCAACGAAUGAAGAUCUUAUACAAUGCAGUUCUGGAAGCUCGAGAGCCAGGCACAGGCAGACGGCUCUGUGAUCUUUUUAUGGUUAAGCCAUCCAAAAAGGACUAUCCAGACUAUUAUAAAAUUAUCUUGGAGCCCAUGGACUUGAAAAUGAUAGAACACAACAUCCGCAAUGAUAAGUACGCAGCAGAGGAAGCCAUGAUUGAAGACAUGAAGCUCAUGUUCCGAAAUGCAAGGCAUUAUAAUGAGGAAGGCUCUCAGGUAUACAAUGAUGCCCAUAUGCUGGAAAAGAUCCUUAAAGAAAAAAGGAAAGAACUGGGACCCUUAGCUGAAGAUGAUGAUGUUGCAUCCCCUAAACUAAAGCUAAGUAGAAAAAGUGGUAUCUCUCCUAAGAAAUCGAAAUACAUGACACCAAUGCAGCAGAAGCUGAAUGAAGUGUAUGAAGCAGUUAAAAAUUACACAGAUAAGCGAGGCAGGAGGCUGAGUGCCAUCUUCCUGAGGCUGCCCUCUCGGUCUGAACUUCCCGACUAUUAUGUAACCAUAAAAAAGCCCGUUGACAUGGAAAAGAUCAGAAGCCAUAUGAUGGCAAAUAAAUACCAGGACAUUGAUUCCAUGGUAGAGGACUUUGUAAUGAUGUUCAAUAAUGCUUGCACAUAUAAUGAGCCGGAAUCUUUGAUUUAUAAAGAUGCUCUGGUCCUGCAUAAAGUUUUGCUUGAAACUCGGAGAGAAAUAGAAGGAGAUGAGGAUUCUCAUGUGCCCAAUGUCACUUUGCUAAUACAGGAACUUAUCCAUAACCUUUUUGUAUCUGUUAUGAGCCACCAGGACGAUGAGGGCAGGUGCUACAGCGACUCCUUAGCUGAGAUUCCUGCUAUUGAUCCUAGCUUCCCAAGUAAACCUCCUUUGACUUUUGAUAUUAUUCGAAAAAAUGUUGAAAAUAAUCGCUAUAGGAGAUUGGACUUGUUCCAGGAGAAUAUGUUUGAGGUCUUGGAGAGGGCAAGGAGAAUGAACAGGACUGAUUCAGAGAUUUAUGAGGAUGCAGUUGAACUUCAGCAGUUCUUCAUUAAAAUUCGAGAUGAACUUUGUAAGAAUGGAGAGAUUCUCCUUUCACCUGCCCUCAGCUAUACCACCAAGCAUCUUCACAAUGAUGUAGAAAAGGAAAAGAAGGAAAAACUGCCCAAAGAAAUAGAGGAGGAUAAGCUCAAAAGAGAAGAAGAGAAGAGAGAAGCUGAAAAGAGUGAAGAUUCUUCUGGAUCUGCUGGGCUGUCAAGCUUGCACCGAACCUACAGCCAGGACUGCAGCUUCAGGAACAGCAUGUACCAUGUAGGAGAUUAUGUAUAUGUGGAGCCUGCUGAAGCCAAUUUACAGCCUCACAUAGUCUGUAUUGAGAGGCUGUGGGAAGAUUCAGCUGGAGAGAAAUGGCUCUAUGGCUGUUGGUUUUAUCGACCUAAUGAAACAUUUCAUCUUGCAACACGAAAAUUCUUGGAGAAAGAGGUUUUUAAAAGUGACUACUACAAUAAAGUUCCUGUUAACAAAAUUUUAGGCAAAUGUGUGGUCAUGUUUGUUAAGGAAUAUUUUAAAUUGUGUCCUGAAAACUUCAGAGAUGAGGAUGUCUAUGUCUGUGAGUCACGUUAUUCUGCCAAGACAAAGUCUUUUAAAAAGAUUAAACUGUGGACUAUGCCUGUGAGCUCUGUGAGAUUUGUACCACGAGACGUGCCCCUGCCUGUGGUCCGUGUUGCUUCUGUGUUUGCUAAUACAGACAAAAUAGAGGAGGAGAAACACGCUGAAACAUUGGAGGAUAGUAAGGUGGGGGAAAGCAUCCUUCAUCUUGAAAAGGAGAAAGAAGAUGUCCCAGUAGAAAUGUCCAAUGGAGAGCCUGGUUGCCAUUACUUUGAACAGCUCUGCUACAAUGAUAUGUGGCUUAAGGUUGGGGAUUGUGUCUUCAUAAAGUCACAUGGGUUAGUGCGACCUCGAGUAGGAAGGAUUGAGAAGAUGUGGGUACGAGAUGGAGCUGCGUAUUUCUUUGGUCCAAUCUUUAUACAUCCUGAAGAAACUGAGCAUGAACCGACAAAAAUGUUCUACAAGAAGGAAGUGUUUUUGAGUAACUUGGAGGAGACCUGCCCAAUGACUUGCAUUUUGGGGAAGUGUGUGGUUCUGUCCUUCAAAGACUUCCUCUCCUGCAGACCAACAGAAAUCUCUGAAAAUGAUGUUUUCCUUUGUGAGAGCCGCUACAAUGAAAGUGACAAACAAAUGAAGAAGUUUAAAGGGCUGAAGAGGUUUUCACUCUCUGCAAAAGUUGUAGAUGACGAAAUAUACUAUUUUAGAAAACCCAUAGUUCCUCAGAAGGAACCAUCUCCACUACUGGAAAAGAAGAUUCAGCAGCUUGAAGCAAAAUUUGCUGAGUUGGAAGGAGGUGAUGAGGACAUGGAAGAGAUGGGAGAAGAGGAAGGUGAUAUGACAGAAACACCUUCUCUGCCUCAGCUUCAGACCCCGUUAGCUAGUGAUUUGGAUAUAAUGCCUUACACUCCACCACAGUCCGCUCCCAAGUCUGUUAAGGGCAGCACCAAGAAAGAGGGAUCAAAGAGGAAGAUCAACAUGAGUGGGUACAUCUUAUUUAGCAGCGAGAUGAGGGCUGUGAUUAAAGCUCAGCACCCAGACUACUCCUUUGGAGAGCUCAGCAGGCUUGUAGGAACUGAAUGGAGAAACUUGGAAGCAACAAAGAAAGCAGAAUAUGAAGAGCGGGCAGCUAAAGUUGCUGAGCAGCAGGAGAGAGAGCGAGCAGCACAGCAGCAGAAUUCCUCCCCCCGGGCAGGCACUCCUGUCGGGGCUCUUGUGGGGGUGGUGCCGCCACCAACACCAAUGGGAAUGCUCAAUCAGCAGUUGACACCUGUUGCAGGCAUGAUAAGUGGCUAUCCACCGGUGCUGCCACCUUUGCAGGGCCCAGUUGAUGGCAUUGUUAGCAUGGGCAGCAUGCAGCCACUUCACCCAGGGGUGCCCCCACCCCACCAACUUCCGCCAGGUAUGCCAGGCAUCCCAGGCAUCCCACCACCCGGUGUUAUAGGACAAAAUGUGGCCCCCAUGGUAGGCACUCCAGCACCCGGAGCAAGUCCUUUUGGACAACAGAUAGGAAUCCUUGGCCCACCGGGACAGCAGGCACCUCCUCCGUAUCCUGGCCAGAGCCCAGCAAGUCAGCCAGUUAUGCAGCAGCCCACAACUCCCAUGUUUGUCUCCCCUCCACCAAAGACACAGAGGCUUCUUCAUUCUGAAGCCUAUCUGAAAUACAUUGAGGGGCUUAGUGCUGAAUCAAAUAGUAUUAGCAAGUGGGACCAGACUCUAGCAGCACGAAGGCGAGAUGUCCACUUAUCAAAAGAGCAAGAGAGCCGACUGCCUUCCCACUGGCUGAAAAGCAAAGGGGCUCACACCACGAUGGCCGACGCGCUGUGGCGCCUGCGAGACUUGAUGCUGCGCGACACCCUCAACAUCCGCCAGGCCUACAACAUCGAGCACGUUUAGCCGCCUCACCGCCGCUCCCCUGGGCGCCACCGCUCUGUGGAACGGGAGCUGUUUCAGCCACCGGGUGGGAAGAGAGAACCGACAAAUAAUUUGUAUUGCGUUUUACUGUACAUUGCAGGAGCAUUUUUAUAUAAGGACACUUUUAAUAAGCAUCUUUCACUUUUUGUUAUAUUGAGUUGACUUUCUCAAAUACACAGAUUUUUGCAUAUGUUUUCUUUGUUUGAAAGGCGAUUUCAUAAUGGGUUUGAGUGUAGUCAAGGGUUCAUCUUUCUUAUACUUUAUUGCUGAGAAUCUGAUGCCAUUGUUUUUAUAUAAAAGAAGAAAAAAAAACGAAAACAAAAGUAUUUACAGGUUGAUACAGUGGAAUGUGAACUUAGUCAUAGUUUACAUUGUAGAAGAAUGUGUGUACAUGUGCUUGUGUGCUGGGUGCUUCCGGCAGAAAUCUCUCUUGGGUGUGAACAGGGAGGAUCUCUCAAAAGAAGCUAAAGGUAAGCUGUGCGUUGACACUAGAGAAAAAUGAUAUUUCAGGUCAAUACUGAGGCAGCUGAGCAGGCCACAGCAGUCAUGGAAGUGCUCGUGUGGAUGGGACAAGGGUGUCUUGGCUGCUAACGUUGUCCAGUCCUGUCCAGUUACUGAAUUGUGUAACCGAGGCCAUCGUGAUCCUGUGUCACUAACAGAAUACAUGUGCUAGCGUGCCCUUGAAAGGUGAAGUGUUCCAUCUACCAUGACCUGCUUUGAGGGUUCUGUGAUGUCCUUAACACUGAGCAGUGGGAAGGGAAAGCUUCCUCCCUGAGCAAUCUGUCUGCAUGUGGGGCAGGCAUGCAGAGCUUCAGACCAAUUAAGGUGUGGGAAGGCAAGUCAGAGGAGAAGGAAAGUUGAGCUGGUACGUUAGUGAAGUAAGGUGACGUUUUUAAAUUGACAUAUAUUCUGUUAAUGAUUGGGCAUUGGAAGACGGUUUUGGUAUACUUUCUUUAUUAAUUCACCUUCAUGAAAGUUUUGCAAUGUGAAAUUUGCCACCUAGAUGAACUUUAGAGUCAAAUACUACUGUAUGGUAUGUGUAAGGUGAACAUACCUGGUACAUUGGAGAAACAGUACUUUCAGUGCAGCCUUCAAGGGCUUGGGCUUGUUUUUCUCUCUUUUUAGCAAAAUAAGGUAGGUAGACUCUUGCCAAAUUUCAAGGUUGUGACUGCCUUCUGUCGAAGAUUUACCCUAACUAACCUGUAAAGUUAUUCCUUUGAAGCUAAAUCCUUUUAUAAAUUUAAUUUCAGAAGAGGGAUUAAUACUUUGGAUUGCAUUAAGUAACGGGGAAAGCUAUAUCACUUUGAACAAUUUGUUGACAGGGACAUAGUCACUGCAACUCAGUCUGAAAGAAGUGGUUUACUGAUACGCUUCAUGUUACUGCUAGAGAUGUUCCUCAUGUGGAAAUGUUUUUAAACUCUUAAUAGGACAGAGCAUUUUCAUUUGAGUACAUUUGGGAGAAGGUUAAAUAUUUUUCUUCAAAUAGUGGAUAUCUUGGGUUCUGUUUUGCUCUUGAAAUCAUUACCAAUGAAGGAAGUGACAUGUGCAAGUAUGAACUGUUACUUACAUUUACUGGCUAAUUUCUGUCUCUCUCCUAUUGCGAUCCUCCAGUCAUUGCACAGGAAAAAUGUGUAAUUACAAAUAGGCACUUAAAGGCAGUUUAGGUCAGAUGUGCAAUGGAUGUGAAGGAAAUGAAGCAAAGCAACGUACAGGAACUCUGUAAGUAGUCCACCUGUGGUACAGAAAUUCUUUACUGGCCUUUGUAAAUGACCAAUUUUAUUUACUAAAGUAGAAACUGAAUAGUCUUAGACCACCCCCAUAUAUAUACAGCAGUAUCUGCCAAUGGGUUUCAGUUACCACAGGCUUUGCAACUUCUAGCCACAAAGAUGGGGCGGUAAAGUGAAUCAGGCAGCAAAUCCUAGUUUUUGAGUAUUUGGAACUGUCAUGGAUUGUACUAAUACACCACCAGAUUCUCCUGCUUCUCAGCAUUAACAAAAAUCACACCAAAGAACCUGGGAUGGAUUUUAGUUAAGUUAUUGUUUUAUUUAUUUUCUUUUGAGGACUGGAUGAAACUCCCUUUGGAGCCUGUGUAACUCAGAUGUUUAAUUUAUCUGAAGGUCAGUGAUGAGCAGACUUGCAGCACUGGCUCUCUCCUGCCUGAGCAGCUGAAGCCCCACUUUUCACUGCUCUUUCUGGCCCAGGAGCAAGAGAUUGGAAGUGCAUAUGAAACCUGGGUCCUCCUGCAAGGCAGUGCAGAGCACUACCACUAAGCCACUGGGCUGGCCCUAAUCAAUUAUUUUAAGUUUUGUUUAUUUAUUUCAAAAUAAUGUCUCUGUAUAUUGGAGACAUUUCAGUUGAUUGCAGUAAAAUAUAGGCUAUAAUGGUUACAGUCUAGAAUUCAAAACCAGCAAAAGAAACUCUUUUCUGACUCUGGUUUAAAAAGGAAGAAAAAAAAAUCUGUCUGUCUUUCUCUCUCUCUUUGUGGAUGUUUGAACCCUCAUUUGUUUUCCACUGCCAUUCGUUGUACUGGCAUAAACAAACCUUUCAUAUUAAAAUAAAAGUAUGUAUGGGACAUGGGUGGCUUCUGUGAGAGUGGAAAAUAGAUAAAUUUAGGGCCGGUAUUUUCAUAAACCAGUUGGAGACAACUAGUAAUUAUUUGUUCUCUUCCUCGGUCCUUCCCUUCCUGGGAAAGUUUUCUCUUCCCUGAGAAUUUAUUGUUUGUGUAAAAAUUCAAAAUGUUGAUGUUGGUGACUUUUUUUUCCCCCCCAGCUUAUGUUUCUGGACCUGGUUAAUCCAUGCUUGGCUUUUCAUUAGCUCUUGUACUCCUGAAGGUUAAGCUACUAACCAGGUUUAUAACAUGUAUGUACCAUCACUUUGUUUACCUGAGUCUUUUUAAUUUGAAUAAAAAUAGUUUGCAAAGUGUUUUGGAUUAACCAGGUUUUAGUGUCCCAUCAAGAUUUUUGUUUGGAUCUUAUUUCAAAUAAUUAUGGCUGUUGCUGAUAUACAUUUUAUCCAGCCCUUGGACCAUGUGUGCUUGUGUGUGGCUAAGGAAUCAUUUUCUAUAUUGUCCUGUGUAUUGCAAGACGUGCCUGGUGGGUGCUGAGAACAGUGAUGCUGGAAAAUGUGGUAGAAAAUUGAGCCAUAAGGAGCAUGGAAGUAAACCUUGAAAAUUUGGUGACUCAUUGGGAACCAUCUGAGUGGAGAUGAUAAGAUUGAGUCAAUCCCAGUUGCCCCUGCAUCAGUUGCUUUUGAAAAUAAACAGCAAGCCUUAAUUCCAUACUGGAAGCUACCCUGGUUCAGGACUCUCUUUUAUGUAGCUGUGUAAUAAAGGAAAUUAGAACAGUAAUAUGGAGAAAAGCAUCUUUUACACAAUAAAAUUGGAACCCAGAAAUUAAUGCCACAAACGGCAAGAAAUACUAAGUGGUAUCAACAUCUUGAGUCUCAAGGUGCCUCUGACAUAAAAUGUACAAAGCGCUGUUUUAAAGAACCCUGUAGUUAGGUUUAAUGAACUUGCACUCAUGUCUUGGACCCAGGGUUGCCUGCUGUGCAUUCUGCCAGCUUUACACCUUUCUGAGAUUUGAUGGUGGAUGGUGCAGUUGUGCAGAAGAGACCAAAUCAUCCUCCACGUCUGGUUUGCUCAGUCUAAGAUACUGAAGAACAUCUGUACGUAGAACCCUCUUGACUGCAGAUACACUAAAUGGGAGCAGCAUUUCAGAACGGCAGCAGGGUGCUUUGGACAUCAAGUAAGAAAUGGGAUCAGAUUCAUUAUGUGUGUAAAAAAUUGCUGAUUAAUAAAAUAAACCUCAUAGUCCUUUUUGUUUACUGCA